Molecule: messenger RNA, 1917 nt
Organism: Peronospora belbahrii
Lineage: Eukaryota; Oomycota; Peronosporomycetes; Peronosporales; Peronosporaceae
Source: the annotation of a GenBank genome assembly
AUGCUGCGCCAGCUUAAACCCGAACAGAUAUUGACGCCCGUGCCGUCUGACAUCGCUAUUAGUGAUGCUAUUGCACCAUUGAGUAUCACUGAAAUCACUCAAGCCGCUGGAAUCCUACCGGAGGAGGUGAUACCAUACGGAUGGACUAAAGCCAAAAUCUCGUUAAGCGUACGUGAUCGUCUCAAAGACGAACAAAAUGGCAAUUACGUUGUUGUGACGGGUAUUACUCCAACCCCGUUGGGCGAGGGAAAGAGUACAACUACUGUCGGAUUGUGCCAAGCACUAGGCGCGCACCUUGACAAGAAGGCAUUUGCUUGUAUCCGUCAACCAUCUCAGGGCCCGACGUUUGGUAUCAAAGGUGGUGCUGCUGGUGGAGGCUAUGCCCAGGUUAUUCCCAUGGACGAGUUCAACCUGCACCUAACAGGAGACAUCCACGCUAUCACUGCUGCUAACAACCUUUUGGCUGCUGCUAUUGAUACUCGUAUGUUUCAUGAGAACGCGCAGUCGGAUAAGGCUUUGUUUGGCCGUUUAUGUCCAACGGGCAAGGACGGAUCCCGCAAAUUCUCGCCCGUCAUGUUGAAACGUUUGCAGAAACUUGGACUCACGAAGCUGUCGCCUGAAGACCUUACGGACGAGGAGAUCCACAAAUUCGUUCGUCUUGAUAUCGACCCCGAAACGAUCACAUGGCAGCGCGUCUUGGACACAUGUGAUCGUUUCUUGCGCCAAGUGGUCGUGGGUGCUGGGCCUGCCGAGAAGGGUCAGACACGUAAGACUGGCUUUGACAUUUCGGUGGCCAGUGAGAUUAUGGCCAUUUUGGCCCUUACAACGAGCUUGCAGGACAUGCGCGAACGUCUCGGACGCAUUGUGAUUGGCAUGAGCCGCGGAGGGGAGCCUGUGACGGCUGACGACCUGGGUGUUGGUGGUGCUCUAGCAGUGCUCAUGAAGGAUGCUAUUCUGCCCACUCUCAUGCAAACAGUGGAAGGAACUCCCGUAUUUGUACACGCUGGGCCUUUUGCCAACAUCGCUCACGGUAAUUCUUCCAUCAUCGCUGAUCAAAUUGCGCUAAAGCUUGCCGGGAAGGACGGAUUUGUAGUCACGGAAUGUGGAUUUGGUGCUGACAUUGGCAUGGAAAAGUUCUUUAACAUUAAGUGUCGCACCAGUGGGCUGACACCGCAAUGUGUGGUGCUUGUUUCCACGAUCCGCGCAUUAAAGAUGCAUGGUUGUGGACCCAACGUGGUUGCUGGUAAACCGCUCGAUCCAGUUUACGUUGAGGAGAACCUAGAGAUGCUAAAGCGUGGUUGCGUCAACAUGCAGCACCAUAUUCGCAACGCGUUGAAGUUUGGCGUGGCUGUAGUUGUGGCUGUAAACGUGUUUACCACUGAUUCGCCACGUGAGGUGGAACUUGUCAAGCAGCAGGCACUGGAGGCUGGUGCUAUGGCUGCUGUCGAAAGUACCCACUGGUCUGAAGGAGGCAAGGGAGCAAAGAAGUUGGGUUGUGCUGUCAUUGCUUCCUGCAAGAAAAUGCGUGAACAGAGCAGUCACUUCAAGUUCCUUUACCCGCUAGAAUUUACCAUUGCUGAAAAGUUCGAAGUCAUCUGCAAGGAGAUUUACGGUGCUGACGGUGUGGAGUUCAGCGACGAAGCUAAGAAGAAACUAGCGGUUUAUUCCGAGCGGGGUUACGACAAGCUGCCAGUGUGCUGUGCUAAAACGCACCUGAGUUUGAGUACAGAUUCGACUGCAAAGGGUGUACCCACGGGAUUCUCCAUCACGGUGCGCGACAUUCGGGCCUCGGUAGGUGCUGGCUUUGUUUACCUGCUGUGUGGAGACAUGAUGACAGUACCCGGCCUUCCCACACGUCCAGGCUUCUACGACGUCGACCUGGACACUGAGACGGGUAAAGUCAUUGGGCUGUUUUAA